Messenger RNA from Suhomyces tanzawaensis NRRL Y-17324, 678 nucleotides. RefSeq names its product Eaf6p (gene EAF6). Gene Ontology annotation, cellular component: NuA4 histone acetyltransferase complex. The record is from RefSeq and is a predicted model, not a curated record. The coding region runs from base 1 to 576 and encodes 191 amino acids. The transcript is spliced from 2 exons. Lineage: Eukaryota; Fungi; Ascomycota; Pichiomycetes; Serinales; Debaryomycetaceae.
AUGAGCUCGAAGGACACCAGCGAUGCCAAGGCGUCGGCAGCUUCGUCCCCCAAAGUGGCGCAGUCGGGCCAGUCUGCCGACGACAAGAAGUCCAGGUCCUCCAACGGCGGCCUGGCCGAGCUCCCCAGCAUCGACAACUACACUAAGGUCAAGAACCAACUUACACAACAGAUCUUGAAGAAACAAGAACUCUCGUCGAAGCUCACCCAGUUGGAAGACUCUAUCUACGAGAAGGAGUCGGACUACUUCAACGAGAGCGCCUACGGUAACAUCGUCAAGGGUUUCGAGAACUUCUCCAAAACAAGUGGUGGUGGCAGCUCCAACAAGAAACGGUUUCAGUACUCAGCAGAAGACCACAUCUUCAGUCUCAGCUCGGUAAACUACAUCAAAACAUUUGUCAAGAGGCACGGGAUCUCAUUUGCUGUCAACGCUAACAAAGAUGAUUUGGAUGAGUACGAGGAUUCGGUGGAUCCAGGAAGCAACUCCGCCACCAAGGCUGCUGCCUAUGAAAAGGAGAAUUCCAGCAGUGCAAGCACCCCCACCAGGAAGAGAAAGAUACGAGCUUUGGAUGAAUAAUGUAUAUAUGUAAUAUAGAGCUAGCAAGCUAGCACGGUCAACGACCCAUGAAGUUGAAGGACAAUUCACGUAGGGUGCAGUGAGCACAUCGACAUACACCCC